AGUCCUUGAACUUGGAGCUAAUAAUUUUGCUGGUAAUUUACAACUACGUUUUACAAAUUUACUUAAAAUGAGGCCUUGGUUUAUAUUUUUCAAAGGGUCCUUCUUGAUUGCUUUUAAUACAAAUGGACCAUUAUUUGAACAUUUACGAUAUGUAAAUACUGAAAAUGUUGAACCAUCAUUAGCGAUGGCUGGGCAAAAUAAGUUUACAAAAUUCUCUUUCGCUUAUAUUAAUUUUAGGACGCAUAUAAAUUCUUGGGCCGUGGAAGCUUUCAUAGGACGCAUAUACUAUUUUUGGGACGCAUAUACUUUCAUGGGACGCAUAUACUAUUUUUGGGACGCAUAUACUUUCAUGGGACGCAUAUACUAUUUUUGGGACGCAUAA
This is a messenger RNA of Meloidogyne enterolobii, 382 nucleotides long. NCBI's taxonomy places the organism in Eukaryota, Metazoa, Nematoda, Chromadorea, Rhabditida, Meloidogynidae. The record is from the annotation of a GenBank genome assembly.